Brienomyrus brachyistius is the source of this 2693-nucleotide messenger RNA. RefSeq names its product interleukin 17 receptor E-like (gene il17rel). The record is from RefSeq and is a predicted model, not a curated record. Lineage: Eukaryota; Metazoa; Chordata; Actinopteri; Osteoglossiformes; Mormyridae. Gene Ontology annotation, molecular function: interleukin-17 receptor activity. The transcript has 20 exons. The coding region runs from base 409 to 1893 and encodes 494 amino acids.
AGUAAAGAACGUGACUAUAAUUACAGGAAGGAUAAGCAACACACUCUGGUAUGUUAUAACAAUAGUAAAAUAAUAAUUAAACUUUACAAGUUAUUUAUUGUUUGCCUUGGGGGUCGUACAGGAUAUGGCAUGUAUCUCUUAGGUUCAAGGGAUAUCAAGCUGAGGAUGUGCAGGCUUACUUCGCGCGAAGAUUAAGUGCCAGACAGUAAAACCUAGGGGUGGAGCUUGGAGAGACUCCUUUAUAGUCAGACUCCACACCGUGGCCAGAGAAAGCAGAGAGAAGGGACCGGCAUCGCAUCAGGGACCAAGACCUGAGACCUGGGAACUUUUGCCCUGAAAGCAGAACCAGUCAGCAAUCUUCUGAGGAUCAGAGACCAGGGAGACAGGCCCAGAGGGGGAAGAACAAGAAUGCGAUCUGCUUUCCUAAUGGUUCUGACAGCCUGCGGAGUACUGGCUGAAGACAGCAUGAUGCACAGGAUGCAGAGCUGCAGUACACACUGUUCUCAGCAGGUGGCCACCAUUCAGGAAGUACAAUGCAGAGGCAGGUCCCACUCGCCCUUUGACUUUUGCAAGGAGCCGGCCACAGAACUCAACCGAACAACAGUUCAAGGUAUCACUGUUUCCACGGUGAUGAAGUGUGAGCAGGAGCAGCGCUGUUCCCCACACCUGAGGGUGACGGCCGUGGUGCAGCUCACCAAGCAGCUCCGGGGUCUGGCUCUCUGCUUGUUCUCUGCUGGGAUGCUGGAGACAUGCAGGGCCGUCACCUUCCCCCGGCGGGACCUGCAGAGGCUGACGGGACAGCAGGUCUUGGUCCACGACGACUGCUUUGAUGUGAGACCUGGCCUAGAUGUUCACGUCACACUGAAAACUAUUCCCAGCUACUGCAACCUGACCUGGUCACAUGACCUCAGAGUGCCAGGGUGUAACAAUGUAGACCUGAGGGAGAAUGUUCCAGAAUGCAUCAGUGGAACCAUAGAGUUCGUGGUGGAUUGGGAGCAACAGGAGCUGUCCGUCAUGGUCUCUGGGAUCCUGGAGGACUGGGAUUAUCACCUUAGGCUGUGUUUGAAGGGGUUCAUCUGCAGGGGCACCAGCAAGCACAUACUGAUCAAGAAGGAGGAGCCCCUGAAGAAUGCAACGCUGCGCUAUACCCGAGCACUGCCCUGCCUCUGCAUCGAGGGAUGGCCAUCCAUGCCCGAUGCCCGCAGAACACAAGUCUGCCCAUUCAGAAACAAUACGGGGGAGCUGUGGAAGGGGGUGACCUUCGACGCCGAGCAGGAAGUGUUGUCAUGGGAACCAGAAUGCCCCGUGGAGGCGGUGGUCUCACUCUGCCAAUCAGCAGGAGAGCUGGACUGCCAUGACCUUGCCAAUUCCAGCCAAGUGGUCAGCUCAAAGAAGGUGGUGUUUUCCAAGGUUGACCCCCACCCAAAGCUUUGUGUGAAGUUCAGCACGGCCGCAGGAUCUUGGGUUAAAUGUCCCUUUGGAAGACAGAAUGCAGCCUGGGAUCUUACCUUCAGCUCAGUGGCACAGCAUCAAAGAGUCACCGUGAACUCCUACAUCGACACUGAGGUGGUGUGGCAUCUGUGCCGGAACAGCGAGCCCAUGGAAUGUGACCAAGUCGCCUCAGUCGCUGUGGAGAAAUUUAAGCCUGUUGACAUCAACCUAACCAUGGAGGUAUGCAGGCCAGGUGUCUGUAUUCAGGUGAGACGGACUGAUGUCAACUUCUCCGUCCAAGUCCUUCACUGUGACUUCCAGUGCUCGGACAGCUACCCUGAUGAGGAGAAAACUGGGAACGGCGCCCCCUGGCUGCUGCUGAUACUCUGCUGCCUCUGUCUGCUCACCCUGGCUUCACUCCUUGCAUUUAGUGCAUUGAAGAUAUUCAAAAAGCUAAAUUAAGGAGGGGUCCCGGCCGUGCUUGUCUAUGUGAGUGGCAGUCCUGCCCGUCCUGCAUCCAUGGAUGACCCAACCAGCCAAGGAGUCUUUCACCCAAUUGAACACAUCCGUACCACGUUCUGUGUGGAGCAGCUGGAACUUGGGUGGAUUGUGGAUUGUGGUGCCCCCCCCCCCCAAGGCUGUCAUCGAUCAUAGUAUCGAAGCAGGAUGGGAUGUGGGUGUCGUCUCGUAUCUCUGUGACCCGGCUUCUCCAAAGCUGAUGGCUUGGCCCCGAGGACCUCAGUCACAGCAGGGUUCCUCCUCACCCACGGAGGGGAGCCUUCCUCUACCUCGACAGUCAAGUGGGGUCAAGAACAUACAAAUUCCAGGCCCCACACAACUUAGUGAACGUGCGCAGGAACAACGGCUUAAGAGAAAGGUUGAUAUUCGGGGGACACGACUUAAUUUACAUGCAAAAGUUUAUUUAUUUAUUGUAGAGGAUGAAUGAAUCAAAAUUAAAUGGGGGCGGGGAGGGGGGGCACACGACCCCCUGGUUCCAACACCUUGCAAAUGAAUGACAUGAUGUUAUGUUUGCCAUUUGCACACUUUCACUGGAAUUGUUUUGUUUCUUUUUCAAUAAUUCCUUCUCCCUUUUGGCACUGGUGAGUGGUGGCAAACUGGUGACAGUGAUGCUUGGUGUGUGAGCACAGGGUCAGCCGACCCGGAGCAUUUCGGGGGUAUAGGAGCUUACUGAAGGAUCCAGCGCAAAUGCGACUAUUCUGCCCCCUGGUGAUUUACAAAUGGCUUCGCUCAUGGCGUCCCCC